Molecule: messenger RNA, 1045 nt
Organism: Gallus gallus (chicken)
Lineage: Eukaryota; Metazoa; Chordata; Aves; Galliformes; Phasianidae
Product: translation initiation factor IF-2-like
Exons: 2
Coding region: 68-595 (175 amino acids)
Source: RefSeq, a predicted model, not a curated record
CGCUGCGGCGGGGCGCUGCUGGGGCCGAGCCCCGGGCUGGCUGGGCAGCGGCGCCGCCCCUCCUCACAUGGGGCCGCCGCCGCCGCCCCUCGCUGCCCCCCGGGCCGGGCGCUGCGCCGCCGCCGCGGCCGGCCGGGAGGCGAGUGGCUGGGGCCGCCGCCGGCCCGCUCCCCCUCUCAUGCACUCCGGGCCCGGCUGCAGCGGCGGGGGGGCCGCUAGAGGCCCAGCCGGGCGGCGGGGCGCGGCGCCGCGUCCGCUGCGCUCUGCGGCAUGUGGGGGCGGCGCGGGGGGCGCCCCGGGGUCCGCUCCUCGCGGCGGCGGAGGCGGCGAGAGGGGGCGGGGAGGGCGGGCGGGCGGGCGAGAGAGAGGGAGAGAGAGAGAGGGCGAGAGAGAGAGCGAACGAGCGAGCAGCGCGGCGGCGCGCGCGGAUGACAGCCGUAACCCGGCAACAGGCCCCGCCCUCUCCCCGUGGCGGCGCGGGGCGAUGACGCGCGCGGAGGGCAAGGUGGAGCCGAGCAGGGUGGUCGUUAUACGGGACCUUCACGAGCUCACUCAGUACGUGUUACGGAAGGUAGCAAGAAAUGAAAGCACUUAAUAACUACUCCUUGGGCGUGUGAGGCGGCCGUGCACCAGAAGCGCUCACAGCACGUGGUAAAAAAAAAAAAAAGAAAGCAUCACUGGGUCGUGCUGUCAUCCUAAAGCACACAGAAGAGCAAAACCCACAUGGGCUGUGUGACUCACCUCUGGCACUGCCCGCCCUCUGCGUGCUGAUGUGUGCCAUGUCAGCCCGGCCCCGCGGCUGUGCGGGCAGACGCUGCUCUGCCCUCUGCGCCAGCCAGGCCAGAGGCUGUCUAUGUCAGCGCGCUAAAUGGCUUCCAAUUGCCAGCUAUCUUCUUCCCAUCUGCUCCUCCGCUUCAGCAGCUGCUUCUGACUCCCCGUCAUCCCGUGCUGGAUGUUUCUUUAUCCCCUUCCAUAACCCUGUUUACCUGAUUUUUCUCUUCCUGUGUGUCACAAACAGAUGGCUGAGCUUAUCUGAGUCUCCAAA